CACCAGUACCUUCCUUAUUGUCUUGUCAAGCCACAACUUACUGUAUAGCUAAUGCUUUUACAACCUUACUCGCACAGAGGAAAAGGUUUUUGUCGGAUUUGUGGUUGGUUGGGGGAGGGGUUUUACAAACAGACCAGGCAGGAAGAGACCUGCGUGUUAACAUUUUGGCAUAAAGACGUGAUAGACCCCUGCGGUGUUGGGGCUGUAAUACUCCUUGAUAGCCAUUAUAACGUGAGAAUCGUAAAAAUAACCAUUUAAUAUCAAACCCUAGAGACACAUUUUUCACAAAACGAGCGACCCCCACCCCUCCAGAAACCAGGGUCAAAGUUCACAGGAAGCUGGGGGGCUGCCAUUUUUCCCUGCUAACGUUAGAUGCUAAAACGACGGGGAGGGCGGUUGGUUUUGGAUUUUGUAGCUAGCUGGUAUCAACCGAUCGGAUUCGUUAAACAAAACCCGUCAUUUCUCCGACCGUUGUCGCUAACAACCAUUGUUAUUGGAUGAAUUCGGCAUGGAGAAGGUAGCGGAGCCGUCUUGGACUUCUUCGUACACCUAUCAGGUGAGCAAGCACAGUGCGGAGAUGCUACACAACCUCAACAUUCAGAGGAAAGAUGGAGGAAGGUUCUGCGAUGUGAUCCUGCGCGUCGGCGAGGAGAGCUUCCCUGCACACAAAGCUGUGUUAGCGGCGUGCAGCGAGUAUUUCGAGUCGGUCUUCAGCCGCCAGGCGGAGGGCGACGCCAAGGAGCUGGAGAUGCACACUAUCAGCCCAAAAGUUUUUAAAGACGUUUUGGACUUCGCAUACACCUCUAGGAUUGUGGUGCGAUUGGAGUGCUUUCCGGAGUUGAUGACAGCUGCCAAGUUUCUGCUUAUGCGAUCCGUUAUUGAGAUAUGUCAGGAGGUAAUCAAGCAGUCAAACGUACAAAUCCUCGUCCCGACCUCACGGGGAGGAGAAGCCAGCCUUUUCCAGGCCACAGGGGCCACGGAGCUGGGUUUCCCGGUGGCGCAGCAGGAUCUGGUGAACGGAAUGGCAAUGCUGGUGAACGGUCAAAGCUUUGCUAACAAUGCACAAAUGCAUGUGGAUGGGAGUGAAGACACUGCCGCCGUGUUAUUGGAGGACGGCGGCGGGUCGUCGAUGCGAAUGUUGGUGCCUGUCGAAGCACUGUCCGUUUCCCCAUCAACGGAAACACCGGGAAACACGUUUCAGCAUGACGCUGGCUCCCCGGGUUCGAAAAGGAACAAGGGGAGACCAAAGAAAGCUGUCGGGGUUGUGGAGGCUGUACACUUUAAUCACAGCACCCAGAAAGACAAUGGGCUGUUUCCCUGCGGGACUUGCGGUAAAGCAUUCACAGAAGCUUCCCGGUUGAAGAACCACGAAGCGCAACACGGAGCCCACACCGGCGGUGUAAACAACGUCGACGACAGCCUGUCAACAGCGGGUGGCAUUUCUUUAAUGUCUCAGUCGGGUUUAGUGGAAAACGGUGUGCCGUUACACGGAGGGCUCACACUGGAUAACGGUCGCAAACGGGAGAGGACCAGGCGGCAUGUCGGCUGUGACAUUUGCGGUAAAGUUUUCCGCGACGUUUACCACCUGAACCGACACAAGCUCUCCCAUUCAGGGGAGAAGCCGUACGCUUGCCAUGUGUGCGGGCUCCGUUUCAAACGCAAGGACAGGAUGUCGUACCAUGUGCGGUCCCAUGACGGGUCAGUCGGGAAACCUUAUGUAUGCCAAAGCUGUGGUAAAGGUUUUUCAAGACCAGACCACCUGAAUGGACAUAUUAAACAGGUUCACACAACAGAGAGACCACACAAGUGCCAGAUUUGUAACGCCUCUUUUGCUACAAGAGAUCGCCUCCGGUCGCACCUUGCAUGCCAUGAGGACAAAAUUCCUUGCAAAGUUUGUGGCAAGUUUCUGCGAGCUGCCUACAUGACAGACCACCUCAAGAAACACAGUGAAGGGACGCACAACUACUGUGGCAUUUGCAACAAAGGUUUCUCCACUGCGUCCUACCUUAAGGUCCAUAUAAAGACACACCAUGGCUCUCCACUGCCCCCCUCUGCCACAAUGCACACCUUCCCUGAGCCAAGGGGGGAGCUGCAGAUGCACAACGGCACCCCUUACCACAUGGGACGCCAGUGCUCAGUGGAAGACCUGUGUGCCAGUCACCAGCUUCUUCUCACCUCGUCUGAGGCAGAGGGUCGCUUUCAUGGGCUCUCUGGACACCCAGUUCUUCCCCAUCCUGGCCCUCCAGCCUUGGGCCUGCAGCCUGAGCUGCUCAUGGGGAAGGCAGGUGGGGCUCCAUAUUUCUGGGAUUGUCGCUCUGGCGGGGUGCCUGGCUUCCCUGUCCAUGGGCCUGCUGCAGAUGGGCAGGAAAACACUGGGAAAUGUCACCAUCUGGAAUCAGAAGAAUCCGAUCCUUCGUUUGGAGAAUUGUCCAACGGUGACGAGCUGAAAUCUCCACACAAACCUGACGGGCCGGAGCUCGAGAUGCCCCCUUUAGCCUGUAACGGAGCCUCUGCGGAGGCCUUGGGCUCUCCAGAGGGAUCUAAAGCCAAGACGGACCCUGAGAAGAAGUUUAGCUGCGGUAUUUGCGGUCAGGCCUUCCGCACCAAGUCCUACCUCAACAAGCACCAGCACAGAGUUCACAAAGCCCAGAAGACCCAGGGGGUUUCAGGGUCGGGCUUAAAUGAGCUGACCCCCUCCCUGACCUCUCCCUUCUCCCCUCAACAAAACAUGUCCCUGCUUGAGUCUUUUGGCUUUCAGAUAGUCCAGUCUGCUUUUGCCUCUUCACUGGUUGAUGCUGAGGCAGGUCAAAGUGGAAUUGACUUUGGAGGGAAGUGACAUAUUUGCUAAAGUUCUAGCAAAGACUCUCAUUCUUAUGACAAAGCUGGGUUGCCCACAGAAGAUGCUCUGUAUUUGGGAAUAACUUUGCCUCAAGGCUAAUUUUUCUUUGUUUCCUCACUUAAUGUGUAUCCGAUAUUUUUGUCACAGACGCCAUACAAUUCCUACUUUUUCUACUUUUUCAGAGUAUGAAAAGUGCAUGCACGUGUUUGAAUUUUCUUUACAAAGAAACGACAUGAAGGUCUUAUGUCCUUUACCUGAUGUGGAUCAGUUGAAGUUAUGUUUGGUAUUCUUUAUUUGUUUUUGGCUUGCGUGUAAUUGAGCUUUUUUCACUGCACAAACGUUUCUUGACAAGUAAUUACUUACUGUUUGUCUGCCCACUUUAACUGCUCUGAUGUACCUUGGCCAAUACAAUAAUUUUAAUGCUUCAUAUUCCUCGUUCCCUCAAAGGCUGUAACAGUUGUCUUUACUUCAGAGCAACAAGAGGGCUGAGUUCUGUAUUUAUGUUUCUGCUUCUUUUAAGAAAGAUUUUGUUUUUCUUAAGAACAGGGAUUUAAUUUGGCUCAAUUUUGAUUUUUCUUGUAAUAUAGUAAUUGUUCCAAGAAACAUUUCUAACAAGCGCACGGCAUAUUUUUCGACACAAGUUAGCCUAUUUUUCUUUGGCUUCAUACAGAAAGUAUCCGUUUGCUGGCCACUGAGUAUCACUGAUAGCUGUCAGGGACCUUAAUGAAUUACUAUUGACAGGAUUACAGUUAAGAAGCACUUUUAAAACAUUAACAACUUAUUUUUUGAACCGUUACUGCCUCCAUAUAAAGAUCAUCUGGCACCAUCAAAUCUGGCACUUUUUUUUUAGGUGAAACAAGAGAAUAAGCUACCUCACUGAAGAAAAGAACACCAUAGUGUUUCUCAUAGUCGAGUUAAAUGUUGCGCCAACUUCAUGAGAUUUUAACUAUAAAAAGUUGUAGCAAAUGUGAAAACCAACCACUCUUCCUGAAAUGGGAAAAGCUUUAAAAGCACCAUAGCUUUAUUUCUUUUAGUUUUAUUUUCAGAUCCAGGUUUUUAAUGUUUGUAGCGGCUACUGGUAGACACAGUUCUUUUUAAUUAUUUGAACAAAGCCUUUGAGGUGUGUUGCCAUUCCGCAUUAACCUGAGGUUGGGAAUCAGAGAGCAGUGCUGGUCCACCAAUUUUCUAGCUGGAGGGACUUGUGCUCUAAAUGAAGCAACUACGACUCUACUAGCUGCUCAUUUGGAUGUAAGAGGGCUGUUAGUCAAUUUUUGAUUUGAUGAUUUGGGAAUUAUUUAUACAAACAAAGCAGAGGUAAGAAGAGGAAAGGCAUUAUUACAGGACCAAAAAAUGUUUUUAACCUGCAAAAUUUGUCUUGAAAACAUGCCUUGAGCUUGUUAGGAAGCCCCCCCCCCCCCAAAGCCUUGUUUGUGAGGUAUUAAAUCAUUUGUGUGUGUACUGAACAGGGACCAAGGUCAGGUAUAUUUUCAGCAUAUAUUUUGAGAAAUGUAGAUUAUAUUUUAUUAACUUAUUCAUGCCCUCGGUUUUGUGUACAGUUUUUAUGUCCAACAAAAAUCUUGUGAUUUGCUUGUUUUGAUGAUUUUUCACUCUAAAUGAUGUUAACUGUAGAUGUGCGGUUGUGUGUGUUGUACGACAGCUAGAGCACUGAUCCACCAGCCUCUGGACCGACCAAACGUAAUACUACUUUUACAGAGUCGAGUAAUUAAGCUCACUUUAUUUCUUCGGUGUUUCUUCCUCUUCAUCACUUGCAAUUCUUGUAUUGCUCACCCAUCUUCUGUCAGAUUUGCUUGUGCUGUUAGAUGAUAGGUCUUGUGUUUGCACUAAUGGUCGCUAGGUUACGGUGCAAGCUAUCCAUCCGAGUGUCUUGCAGUGAAAUUAUGUUUUAUCCAAAAUGUUGAACCAAGAAAUUUAAUUGAUGAGGACAGACUUAAUUGAAGGAUUCCUUGAAUCAAUGCGCAAUGGGAGCCUCACAUUCACUUUUUAGCUUUGCUUUGUUUGAUUUGUGAAUUGUUAAUGAAAACAUUUGUUAUUGAAAACAUUUUUACACCGAUGAAUUGGUUGUGCCUCUUAAAUAAUCAAACAGACUGUUACGGAUUAGCAGAAAUUGUGUGUGAAGAUCAAUAGCCUGUAAGUUAAGAUUCAUUUGGUUUUGGUUAAAAUAAUCAAAAUUGCAAAUGUGGACCCUUUUCACAAUCAUGACAUACUUCCUCUUAGUUUUGUAUGUACAAACACAAAAUACAAAACAAUACAAAAUAACACAAAAUAAGCAAUCACUGUUAGAAAAUUGGCAUCAAAACUCUGCCGGCAUUUAUUUGUGAGAAGAGUGCUCCACCAAAAUAAGUUUAAACGUUAAAAUGUAAUUAUCUUGUAUCUUAGUAACUUCUCUCACAACUCUUUCAUCAGUUAAUUAACAUCUUUUUCCAUAGGUCGGUGUUUUUUCCCUGUGUUGUAAGGAAGUGUGUGUGGUGUGUGUGUGUGUGGUGUGUGUGUGUGUGUGUGUGUGUGUGUGUGUGUGUGUGUGUGUGUGUGUGUGGUGUGUGUGUGUGUGUGUGUGUGUGUGUGUGUGUGUGUGUGUGUGUGUGUGUGUGGUGUGUGUGUGUGUGUGUCCUCUGAGUGUUUACUGCUUUGUUUGAUUAUUAUAUGUGUAAAUUAGGCUGUUAAAUUCAGUACAUUCCUAUAUUAUUUAUGGUUAUGUUGUGAUUGUAAGACAUGUAUAUACCAUUCAUAUACACAUUCUAUAAAUAUAUAAAUAUAUAUAAAUGUAUAUGAGCCAACCAAUAUGAUCAGUGAUUGUCAAUGGUGGUCCUGUACAGAUAGUUUUUUUCCUCGUCCAUUAUAGUGGAGAGAUGUUAAGUUAUGGCCAUUUGAUUGAAAGUGUAAACUGCAUGCUCUUGGUAUGCGAGCUGGGGACUGAAUGUCGAUCACUGGUCGGGGGCAGUAACAGUUUAACUGUUCACCGUAAUGUCACUCUGCUCUGGUAGCGGUCACACUGCCAGCUGCACGACUCGCAUCUUUGAGUUUUUUUUCUCCUUUUUUGAUCCACUCUGCACUAGUAUUUACUCCUUAAAAGGUGACAAGGGUUGUUUUUGUUAUUGCUUAUUUGAAAAAAAGUGGAAGAUACUGUAAGGAAAUGAUGUUCCUUUGUCUAUAUUCUUCACUGGGAAGUAUGAUUUUGUUUCACCCAUGUUGGUACUCAAGUGUGCGAGGUGUUUUUGUUAAGUAUUUAGGCUUAAAUGUUUUUGCUUUCUGCUUUGGUCUGUUGCAAAGUGCCUUCAAAAAUACUGAUUGUGCACAGCAGUGGAUUAAAAAAUGUCCUCUUUUCUAAAGGUUAAGAAUUGUACAGAGUGACUUGCAUUGCCACUUUUGUAUAAAAAAAUACACAGAAAAUGUACAAUAUGUUAACUUCGUAUUUUAUCAUCAUACUCAACAAGAUUGCUCUUAAGACGUGAGCUACAUGUUUUGUUAUAACGUCUUUGGACAUAUUUCAAUAUAAGCAUACUUUUCUAUAGAUAUUUGUUUUUGUACUCUGUUAUUGAGUCUCAUCUUUCUUGUUGGUACAGAGAUGAGCAUCAAAUAAAUUGCAAUUGG
Messenger RNA from Etheostoma spectabile (orangethroat darter), 6448 nucleotides. It is a transcript of the gene patz1, whose product is annotated as POZ/BTB and AT hook containing zinc finger 1. Gene Ontology annotation, biological process: regulation of transcription by RNA polymerase II. Bases 509 to 2836 code for a protein of 775 amino acids. The record is from RefSeq and is a predicted model, not a curated record. Gene Ontology annotation, molecular function: RNA polymerase II cis-regulatory region sequence-specific DNA binding; protein binding; DNA-binding transcription factor activity, RNA polymerase II-specific. Lineage: Eukaryota; Metazoa; Chordata; Actinopteri; Perciformes; Percidae. Gene Ontology annotation, cellular component: nucleus. The transcript is spliced from 6 exons.